Alnus glutinosa is the source of this 2400-nucleotide messenger RNA. RefSeq lists its product as uncharacterized. Lineage: Eukaryota; Viridiplantae; Streptophyta; Magnoliopsida; Fagales; Betulaceae. The record is from RefSeq and is a predicted model, not a curated record. The transcript is spliced from 3 exons. Gene Ontology annotation, molecular function: nucleic acid binding; zinc ion binding; RNA nuclease activity. Bases 317 to 2236 code for a protein of 639 amino acids. Gene Ontology annotation, cellular component: peroxisome. Gene Ontology annotation, biological process: regulation of gene expression.
AUUCCGAACGGAGGUCUUCCCGUGGGUCCGCCCAUUAGACGAUGGUCCUCUUUUGGGCGCACCCUAGGUUUUAGACGAAGCAGCCAACUCUCAAAAACAAAGAACAAAAAAAGGGGUUAGACGAAGUAGUUGCAGAGACUCCAAAACAGACACGGCGGUAGAGAAGCGAAGAAUCGCCGUUCAAUUCAAUUUAUAUGUUAAAGAAAAGAGAGAGAGAGAGAGAGAGAGAGAGAGAGAGAGAGAGAGAGAGAAUUGUGGAAUCGAGCGAGUGAUUGAUUGAUUGAUGCUGUAAUAUAAUAAUUAAUUGCGCGCGAGGAUGGUUGGGGAUGUGAACGGAACGACGUCGUCGAUGGCGGAGGCGCAGUACGUGGGGGCGAAGACGUCGGUGUGGUGGGACAUAGAGAACUGCCCGGUGCCAAAGGGGUGCGACCCAAACGUGAUCGCGCAGAACAUAAGCUCGGCGCUCGUGAAGAUGAACUACUGCGGGGCCCUCUCCAUCUCCGCCUACGGCGACACCCACGGCAUCCCGGCCUCCAUCCAGCACGCGCUCUCCAGUACCGGCAUCGCCCUCUACCACGUCCCCGCCGGUGUGAAAGAUGCGAGUGACAAGAAGAUUUUAGUCGACAUGCUGUUAUGGGCAGUCGACAACCUUGCUCCCGCGAACUUUAUGCUGAUUUCUGGUGACAGGGAUUUCUCUAAUGCACUCCAUCAGCUGCGCAUGAGGAAGUAUAAUAUUCUUCUAGCACAGCCACAGAAAGCGUCUGUGCCUCUUAUUGCUGCAGCAAAGACACUAUGGCUUUGGACGAGCCUCUCUGCUGGAGGACCCCCGCUUUCGAGUGGUGAGUCAUCACAGUUUGCUAACGGUUGCCUUACCUCUAAUCAUGAAACGUCACAAUACCCAGUUUCUGAACCCAUUCAGUUAAGCCAACCCGUGACGGCCGGCAAUUCAGAAAACCUUUCUUUUGGAAAUCAAAGACCUCCUAGUGCUGGAAGAGUUGGUGGUGAUAAAAAACGUAAAGGGAAACAUACUCGAAAAUCCACAAAUGAGCCAAGCAUAUCAAGAGCCUCAAGCGCAAUGCAGUUGUAUGGCGGUGACUCACCUCCACCUCCACCACCACCUUCACCUCCACCUCUACCUCCACCUCCGCCUCCUCAAAUGCCCGACUUGGCUCAGUUUUGGGCCACUUUCACCAAAUUCAUGACAACUAUAACAACUGCAAUGCCUGGAAAAGGCGAACAUUAUAACACGGUUGGUUGUUCAUCGGCCAACUUCAUGCAUAACUCACCUAUGUUUGAUGGAAGUGAAGAGCCCUUGGCAGCUGACAAUUGGAUAUCCACCUUCGAGGACUUUGCUGAUGCACUUAGGUGCACCGAUGAUCAAAAAGUCUAUUAUGCCGGGCUGAAGUUAAAUGGCGAAGCCCAAUACUGGUGGAAGGCCAGAAAAACAGUCCUUACUGAAGAGUUGGGAUGUGGAGUUCCCAUUUUGUGGGAGCAUUUCAAGAAAGAAUUCAAUGACCGUUUCCUUACUCGUGCACAGAGUCAACAAUGUGUACGGGAUUUCCAAGAUCUAAAGCAGGGAAAUAUGACAGUUGAGGAAUACUCAACUAAAUUUCAGAAGUUAUUGAGGUAUGCCCCACACCUCAUCCCCGAUGAAGAGACUAAGGCCGAAAAGUUCCGCGACGGUUUGUCACCACAAAUUCGUGAGAGGAUUGUUUUCCUCAAAGUCACUGACUAUGUCGAGAUGGUGCACAUUGCCAUCAUGGCUGAGAAAGAGACCCGUGAAGUGGCCACUGACUAUGUUAAUAGGAGGCGAUCACUUUCAUUGGGGACUCCUUCUCCUCCCCCACCAUCGAAGAGACAGUCUUUUAGCAGUGAUUCUGAACCUCUUGGGAGUCAAGGUGCUCCUGUGAGUCAGACCAACUUUAGUGUCACUGAGUGUAGUAAGUGUGGAAGAAAGCACCCAGAGCCAUGCAGAUUGGGUGUGUGUUUUGGGUGCGGUAAGCCAGGCCACCAUGUCAGAAAUUGUCCUACAGUGGCUGCAAAGAGCCAAGGGACUCAAGCAAGCAAUAAUCAGCCUAGACCAACUGCUAAGGCAAGGGUGUACAUGCUUACACCGGAAAAUGUCAAAGCUUAUGAGAAUGUUGCCAAUGUUGUCACAGAUGAUGUUCAUUUGGUUGCAGGUACCGCAGAUGUCGACAACGACCUUGUGGCAAACUACUUGGGAUACUAUGAUUGAGGCAUUUUGUUGAGGUCGUAGAUGAGUUGGAUUUGGAAGGUCCCCUUUUGUAGUUAUUUUGUAUAUGGCUCGUGUGUCAUGUGACACAUGUAUUUGAUGAGCCAUCCUCUUGAUAUGUAAUUAAUAACUCAUGUUGAAGCCUUAAAUAGAUAGACAUUGUUACA